Molecule: messenger RNA, 240 nt
Organism: Coccidioides immitis RS
Lineage: Eukaryota; Fungi; Ascomycota; Eurotiomycetes; Onygenales; Onygenaceae
Exons: 2
Coding region: 1-240 (79 amino acids)
Source: RefSeq, a predicted model, not a curated record
AUGAAAUUUGCCAGGCUUGAGAUCAAGAUUAUGGCUCAUGAUUAUGAUUGUCUUGCUGCAGUCAGUAUAUCAAGAGAGAGAGUUGAGAAGAAGAUAAGAAGAUUCCUGGGCCAAUUACAGGGUCUGAGUGAAGACAACAACAGCUCAUCUGCUUCAGAGAAGAUGAAGAAAGAUGAUUUUGAGAUUGUGAUAUUCUCUGAUAAGAAUGAUGAGGAGAAUAAUAAGAUGGAGGAUGAUUGA